CGGCGCGGCCCCUUUAAAUGCUAAUGAGGCGGCGCGAGUGCCGGCGCCGGCCCCCGCUGACUGUGUUAAAACUUCGGCGGGGCCAUUUUGGGGGCAGUAAGACCCAGCGCGGGCCCGAGGGACAUCCGCCGCCGAGCCCCGCGCACCUACUCACCACCCGCCGGCCACCAUGAGCGAGGCGGCGGAGACCAGCACUGCCAGCCCGGCGGCCACCACCACCACCACCGCCGCCGCCGCCGCCACCACCACCACAACAACCGCCGCUGCUGCUGCCCCGGCCGGAGCUCCUGCGCCGCCGCCGCCGGCCGCUGCCCCGGACGCCAAGCCCAAGAGCGCCGUCAGCGCCGCCGCGCCGGGCGCGGCUGUUGGUGAGGCGGCCCCGGGCGCUGCUGCCGCCGCCGCCACCACAACCGAGACAGAGAAGAAAGUGCUGGCCACCAAAGUUCUUGGCACAGUCAAGUGGUUCAAUGUCAGAAAUGGAUAUGGCUUUAUCAACAGAAAUGAUACCAAAGAAGAUGUGUUUGUUCAUCAGACGGCGAUAAAGAAAAAUAACCCACGGAAAUACCUGCGCAGUGUUGGUGAUGGAGAGACUGUAGAAUUUGAUGUGGUCGAGGGAGAGAAGGGUGCAGAAGCAGCUAAUGUCACUGGUCCAGAUGGAGUCCCUGUAGAAGGCAGCCGCUAUGCUGCAGACCGGCGCCGCUAUCGACGUGGCUAUUUUGGCCGACGCCGUGGACCACCUCGAAGUGGUGGUGAGGGAGAGAUGAAGGAUGGGGUCACGGAAGGAGGACAACUUCAUCAGCAAGUCCAUAGGAACCCUACCUAUCGUCCCCGCUAUCGCAGAGGGCCCUCGCGUCCACGCCCUGCCCCAGUGGCUGGAGAGACUGAAAAUAAAGAGAACCAUCAUGAGGCCAAUGCUAUGAGUCAGCAGCCGCUUCGCCGUGGGUAUAGGCGCCCAUACAACUACCGGCGUCGACCUCGUCCACCCAAUGCUCCAGCUCAGGAUGGGAAAGAGACAAAGGUGACUGAAACACCUACUGAAAAUCCUGCUCCGGUGACCGAGCAGAGUGGUGCUGAGUAAUGUCCGGCUCCCCAGGCACCUUUAUCAUCCCUCAGGUGUCCUAAAAUACAACUCAAAAGUAACACCAAAGAAACACACAAGCAAUAAAUUGUCAACAGUGAUGAUGAAAGCAAAGAUCUGAAACAUCGGAACUUAAAACAAAAAAAAUACCAGCAGCUGAGAUCCAGGGAACGCCUGCAAGAUAGAUGCAUGAAGAGAAGAAAAGAGAGCGAGAUUCAGAAAGAGCAGCCUCCCCAGUUUCAACAGUAACUGUGGGGUUUUUUUUUCCAGAAUGUCACUGUUUCACUAGUAUUGAAUUUUUCGAUUUUUCUUUUGGUAAACUGAAAAGGGAAAAAAAAAACCAACCAAAGAACUGAAAUUGAAAUCAGAUGCUUUUUUUAUUGGAUGCUGGUGCUAAACCUCCCAGGUGUGGUGAUUUUUUUUUUUUCUGUGCCAGUCCUGUUUACUGCAGGACACGGGGAGGAGAAACUUCCGCUUUCCUUGGUAAGAUCUAUUUGAAACUGCAGCAUGGGUGACGUUCCUCACAAAUAAAAGUUAUUUCAAAUACAAAAAAA
This is a messenger RNA of Falco peregrinus (peregrine falcon), 1632 nucleotides long. RefSeq names its product Y-box binding protein 3 (gene YBX3). The record is from RefSeq and is a predicted model, not a curated record. Gene Ontology annotation, molecular function: nucleic acid binding. Gene Ontology annotation, cellular component: nucleus. The coding region runs from base 170 to 1078 and encodes 302 amino acids. The transcript is spliced from 9 exons. Lineage: Eukaryota; Metazoa; Chordata; Aves; Falconiformes; Falconidae. Gene Ontology annotation, biological process: regulation of gene expression.